AUAAAAACUAAAUAUUUUCCUCUAUCAUCGGAACACAAACUGAGCUUGGUUUCGUUACAUUAUUAAAUUACUUACCAUUUUUCUGGUUCUGACUUGGUCGCAGCAUUACGCGAGUGUCUUUCUCUCCUACAGUUUUGGUCCUAAUCCUAUAAGUAUCCUUUGCUUCUUUUUCUUCUAUCCAUUCUCUUCUCCACACACUUCACAACUUCUCUUCUCCUGAAUCUGCAUCUUCUUUCUCCUAUAUGAACUUGAAGAAAAUGGAAGUUACAGGUGGCUAAGUCUUGGCAACUUCUAUGGCCUACUCUGGUAUCCGGGCAAUGUGUGAGGGAGGAUACAACUUAGGCAGUUUAAGAAACAAUUGGCAGAAAACCAGUAAGAAGAAUCACUGUGGGAGCAGAACAACUGUUAUGGAAUUUGAAUCAGACUGGACAAAGCAUAGAAAAUCAUCUGCUCAUACUGCUCAAGUGAUCCGUUCUGCAACAUCGUUCAUGCCUUGGUCUAGUAGAAUCCCAAUUGGUGAAGGAUUUUAUGAAUUUCUGUAGUUAUAUGCUUCUCAACAAAAGUUCUUUACAUCCUCAUAAUUGUUGGUUUAAAAAAUGCCUGGUUUUACUGUUGGAAAGAAGAGAUUUAUCCAGCCAAAUAUGUGUUUCACCAAUUUGAUCCAUCAAGAUAAAUCAACUCUUUCACAAAGCAAUCAUUGUUUAUUCCCUGAGGCACUGAAUAAAGAUUAUAGCCCCAUUCUACCUGGGCUGCCUGAUGAUGUGGCUGAGUAUUGUCUUGCACUUGUGCCUCGUUCCAACUUCCCUGCUAUGGGUGUUGUGUGUAAAGGAUGGAGGUCGUUUAUUCAAAGCAAAGAAUUCACUACUGUGCGAAAAUUGGCUGGGAUGCUAGAGGAAUGGCUCUAUUUCUUAACAACAGACUGUGAAGGAAAGGAAAGUCAUUGGGAGGUUAUGGAUUGUCUCGGUCAUAAAUGCGGAUCUCUUCCACCAAUGCCUGGUCCAGGAAAGGCUGGGUUCCAAGUGGUGGUUCUUAAUGGAAAGCUUCUUGUCAUGGCUGGUUAUUCUGUUAUUGAAGGAACUGCCUUUGCCUCAGCAGAGGUUUACCAAUAUGAUUCUUGCCUCAACAGCUGGAGCAGAUUGUCAGACAUGAUUGUGGCUCGUUAUGACUUCGCUUGUGCUGAAGUCGAUGGCUUGGUUUAUGCUGUGGGAGGCUAUGGGGUGAAUGGUGACAGUCUCUCCAGUGCUGAGGUGUAUGAUCCAGAUACUGACACGUGGACACUGAUAGAGAGCCUUCGCCGCCCGAGAUGGGGUUGUUUUGCUUGUGGAUUUGAGGGUAAGCUCUAUGUGAUGGGUGGAAGGUCAAGCUUUACUAUUGGAAACUCCAAGUUUGUUGAUAUAUAUAACCCUGAGAGACACAGCUGGUGUGAGAUUAAGAAUGGCUGUGUUAUGGUCACAGCUCAUGCAGUAUUAGGAAAGAAGUUGUUCUGCAUAGAGUGGAAGAACCAGCGGAAGCUAGCUAUAUUCAGUCCAGAGGACAAUUCAUGGAAAAUGGUACCAGUUCCGUUGACAGGAAGCUCAAGCAUUGAUUUUCGAAUUGGGAUACUAGAUGAAAAGUUGUUGCUAUUCCCUCUGGAAGCUGAAACUGCUUUUCAAACAUUGCUGUAUGAUCCAAAUGCAACUCUGGGGUCAGAGUGGCAAACUUGUGACAUAAGGCCAUCUGGUUUGUGCUUGUGUUGUGUAACAAUCAAGGCAUGAAACCUUGUCUUAUCUGGCUCUAUGGAGUGAUGGAUACAUCUAUGGAAUUCUCUGCAUUUUAUCAAGAAUGAAGACAGCAGUGAGUGUGAGUGUUCCUCACGAUCACAUCAUACUAUUAUCUGAUUUUAAUUUUGUGUUUUAGCUUGUUUGUGGCUGUUAGUUACUUGGCUCCUAGUGUUAUGAGGGACUAAUUCCCUUGGUCUUGUGAUUGUCUACUUUUGAGUAGCACUAUUUCAAACCGUGGUGGGUGAGUUAAUUGUUUAUUGUUCUCUUUUGGGCUUUUUGAUAUAAUAUAAAUCAAGCGAUAGCUUUAGAAUUUUAAA
Glycine soja is the source of this 2077-nucleotide messenger RNA. RefSeq names its product F-box/kelch-repeat protein At1g67480-like. The coding region runs from base 597 to 1754 and encodes 385 amino acids. NCBI's taxonomy places the organism in Eukaryota, Viridiplantae, Streptophyta, Magnoliopsida, Fabales, Fabaceae. Gene Ontology annotation, molecular function: protein binding. The transcript has 4 exons. The record is from RefSeq and is a predicted model, not a curated record.